This is a messenger RNA of Oncorhynchus gorbuscha (pink salmon), 2194 nucleotides long. Its product is annotated as gastrula zinc finger protein XlCGF9.1-like. The transcript is spliced from 2 exons. Bases 1455 to 1850 code for a protein of 131 amino acids. Gene Ontology annotation, cellular component: nucleus. NCBI's taxonomy places the organism in Eukaryota, Metazoa, Chordata, Actinopteri, Salmoniformes, Salmonidae. The record is from RefSeq and is a predicted model, not a curated record.
CCCCCGACUCUGGUCCACAGACAACCUCUCAGAGAGUUACCAGGCAGAGUCUUUUGUUCUUUCUCUGUCUCUCUCUGCGUCUCUCGCUUUCCACUAUCCACGCCACCUUUCUCCGUCCUGUCCCUCUGUAGCCCUGGUCCCUCCUGGAGCCGUCAGGGCCCUGAUCAACCGUUAUACCCAGGAAAGUCUACCUCAGGAGCCGCAGCGGCCGUCUUCCAGGGAGAUCCAGACACCCAGGAGGCCCCCCAGGCUCUCAACCCAUCCCAGCCCAGGACCAGAGAGGUUACCAGUGGUAGUGCAGGCCAGGCCCCUGGAGCAGAACAGCAGUCACUGGUAAUACCAGCAGCAGAGUCUCCAUCAACAUUACACCAGACAGCAUCUCCUCAAUCAGCAGCCACUAUCCAGUCUACAUCAUCUGUCCUGUCUGCUGUAUUGGUCCAGUCCACGGUAACUACUCUGUCAAAAGAAACUGUCCAGUCGACCGUAAAUGUGAAGUCGACAGCAGCAGCGUCAGAGCGCCUGCCACCUGUCCUCUCCGGGUUACCCAGAACCCCUCUUCAGGAUACACAGCCCAGCCCCGUACCCUCUCAUCCACCCCAAUCAUCACCAUCGCAGUCCUUCACAGACGUUCUACCUGUAGCUCGUCCAAUAGCAGUGCCCUCAAUACAACCAGCUAGGCCUACAGGACCACUGGCCGCACCACCAACACAACCGCAACCGCCUACAGUUUUGGAGCAGUUGGGUGUUGCCACAGCAACAUCACUAACACCAUCGGUCAAGUCCGCUCCUUCUCCAACUAUGUUGACAGAACCUGCCGGCCCCCCUGAAAAGCAGGCGCCGUUGGUCACUGAUCAUGUGCAACGCUCCCCCACUGUGCCACGACUGAAGUCACCUGCUGUCCCAGAGAGGAUGUCUGAUGAAGCUCCUCCUCAGCUGUCAGACCCUGCUGUAACUACACCCUCUUGCCCCUUGCAAAUGUCUAAGACACAGCUUUUAGCUCAGUUGUCAGUAGUACCCCAAGUACGCGCCCUGCCGUGGUUGGAGGAAGAGGAGGAGGAAAAAGGGGGGGAGGAAGAUGAAGGGCAGGAAGAUGAGGGAGGGCUUUCUUCCCUCCCUGCCACGUCUACGGAAGCUGUGACAACCAGGUCUGUCGCUACGGAGACGACACCCGCCGGCGAGAAAAAGGAGGAGAUUGUUGUCCAGGUAGGUGGUGGCAGCAAGUCAAGUCAACGUGAAGCGCUCCUCUCUGGUCUCCGCCUCCGCUUAAGGCCCUGCCCCCAGAACAGUACUCCAUCUCCAGUGGUUGCUAAGAAACCCAGAGAAGAGAGAACCUCCCUCCGGUACCAUACCAGCUCCAACAGGCUCCACCGAAACGUCUCGCCAAAAUCCAGUGUGCAGACUGCGGUCGUGUCCUGAGCAGCACCGCUUCUUUAGAGAGUCAUGCCUCCCUCCACAUGGGGAAGCGCCCGUUCGUCUGCUCAGCCUGCGGCAAGGACUUCCCCAACCUCAAGGGCCUCAACCGCCAUGACCGCGUCCAUGGCGACCAGUGUCCGCAGUGCAGCAAGACCUUCGUCUACCGCUUCGGCCUGACUAAGCACGAGCAGAUGGUCCACAGCGGCGUGUGCCCGUUCGCCUGCCCGACCUCUGGCAAACGCUUCGCCAUUCGGCGCGACAUGGAGACGCAUGGAGACGCAUCUCUGUGUUCACACUGGAGAGAAACCGUUUGCCUGCUCCCUCUGUGUGAAGCGGUUCAAGAGGCGUGUGGAGCUGAAUGUUCACCUGAGGUGACACAACGGGGAGAAGAGACACUGGUGCUCGUACUGCGGGAAGGGCUUUCUGGAUUACAAUAAUCUGAAGAGGCACAAACUGGUCCACACUGGGGAGAAACCUUACACCUGCUCUGAGUGUGGCAAGCACUUCAAACAGACUGGCCAUCUGAAGAAACACCUGAAGACAAUACACAAAGACCGAUAGAGAGGACAGGGGACGAGCCUUUAAUGGCACCCUAUUCCCUAUAUCGUGCACUAUGCAGGCUCUGGUCAAAAGUAGUGCACGAUAUAAGAAUAGGGUGUAUAGAAGGGAGUUACUAGACAUUCUCCAUUUGUCAGUUCAAAACCCAGCCAUAUAGGUUUUAAUGGGAUAUUUUGUGUAGUUUGGUGAGGAAAAAAAUACAUUUAAUCCUUUUUUAAUUCAA